Hyaloperonospora brassicae is the source of this 732-nucleotide messenger RNA. Lineage: Eukaryota; Oomycota; Peronosporomycetes; Peronosporales; Peronosporaceae. The record is from the annotation of a GenBank genome assembly.
AUGGCGACCACGGCGACGACGACGACGACCGCGAGGCGCCAGGACGGCCGCAACGGCAACGACCUGCGGCCACUCGCGUCGGAGCAAGGCGCGCUCUUCCGUGCGGACGGAUCUGCGCGCAUGUCGCACGGCAGCAGCACUGUGUUGGCCGCCGUCUACGGCCCUGGACAGGCCCGCAAUUGGCGCAGCGAAAAGAGCGAUCGCGCGACGGUCGACGUGUGUUUCAAGCUCGCGAAGGGCGUGUUGACGUCAAAGGAGAAGGAGUACGAGCAGAUCAUUCGCGAGACGUUUACGCCCGUCGUGCUUACCGAGAGGUUCCCUCGUGCCGUCAUUAGCAUUGUGAGUGUGAUGUUGCACUCGUGCACGGGUGUCGAUGUAUACGUGCCGUGUGCUGCGUCAGCUGGUUUUGCGAUCAACGCAGUGUGUUUGGCCCUGAUUGAUGCAGGAAUCCCAAUGGUAUCGGUCAUUACGGCGUCAUCGUGUGGGAUUGCUGUCGACGGAUGUCUGAACUUGGACCCGUCAUUGGUAGAAGAAGAGGAAGCUGUGGCCUGGGUAACCACUGCGCGGUCCAGCACAAGCGACGGUGUCCUGACGUGCAUCACUAGUGGCUUGUUAUCAGAAGAGCAGUACUUCGCAUGCUCAGAGGCGUGCCAGCGGGCAUCCGAGAGUGUAGCCGCCUUCUUCCGCAUCGUCCAAGAGAAGAAGCACCCCAUCGAGCCCACCAGUCAGUAA